This is a messenger RNA of Symsagittifera roscoffensis, 5839 nucleotides long. Its product is annotated as AP-3 complex subunit beta-1-like. The record is from RefSeq and is a predicted model, not a curated record. NCBI's taxonomy places the organism in Eukaryota, Metazoa, Xenacoelomorpha, Acoela, Convolutidae. Gene Ontology annotation, biological process: vesicle-mediated transport; intracellular protein transport. The coding region runs from base 837 to 5048 and encodes 1403 amino acids. Gene Ontology annotation, cellular component: membrane coat; AP-3 adaptor complex. The transcript has 16 exons.
UACUCAAAAGUACAUCUAUUUGACAUCAAUUUUCAUCGUUGGUCGAUAUAUUUUUUCACUCCCCUCUCAAAAUGGUGCGUCGUUGAACGAAAUUCUGUUUAUAUCCAGUUUUUCCAUAUUUCUAUAUUUACAUCGAUUCAUGCAUUAAUACCCCUCAGUGUAUUGAUUUGAAUGAAGCUUUUAAAAAAUUAUAUCACUUAUUGCCCGUAUAAGGGUUUUGUUUUAUUUAUACCAGUUUAGUCUUUGUGUAUUGCACAAAAGAGGAUGAAAGGUGGACGUAUGGCGGGUCUUGAAAAAUCGCCAUCCCCGAUAUGAUGGCUGAUGUGACGUUUCCUCAAAUUGGUCUUAAGUUGACUUUGGGAUAUCCACUCAAACGUGACUUGUCUCGUAGUUUAGCUAAUUGCUGAAACAUCUGCUGUGUCAUGCAAUCGAUUUAUGAGUUUAAAAUCUCCAUUCAAAACGAAGAGAGUUUUCUUGUUUCCUUUAAACUUAUGUUGAGUCAGAGAAAUUGUUGGUUGUUUUAAUGCCUCAAUAACAAAAGAAAAAAAUGAAAGUUCCCAGAAGAGAAUAAAAUCAUUGAACGUAUCAAUUCAUAUACAACAUUAUACUCGAGCCAUAAACUUUGUUAUUACAUAUCUAUUAUUCGGAAAUUUAAUUACUGACGUGAAAAUAGCGUUCUUUCAUACCAGAAUCAAUCUUGUUAAGACCAUCAUUUGAAUGCCAGAAUCAUUAAUUUAUCUUUUCUGAACGGAUAGCGACUGAAGCUGGAGAUAUUUUACCCUGCGUGUUUUGACCUAAUUGUUUAAAAUCACAGCCCAUGGUUGUAAUAUGAAAUCAUGCCUACAGACAGCGAGACAUUGACCAUCUCAAACAAGUCUGUAAAAACAGGCGCCGUUGGCACCAUGAAACGAAAGUUGUGGUGGAACUCGUACCAAAAUCUGGACAAAACAUCCAGCCCAUCCAGCUCCAAAAUAACCCAACCUAGUGUAUCAAGCUUCAGUUUGAGUGAUACUUUCGAAGAAAACAAAAUUCAAAGAAGCGAAUCUGCGACAGAAUCUUAUGGUCAAUGUGAUAACAGUCAAAGUGGGGACUUCAACGGGUUCCAAUCCGGAGCAAAUAUCUUUCAUAAUUUGUCCCCUGAGUCAGAUUUAAGUGUUGAAUCAGGAAUGGUUAGUGUUGGACCAUCUAACUUUUUCUCGAAUGGAGCCUCCCAUAUAUCAUCCAUGUUCCGGAUGUCCAACGUAUCUAUGCCUGAUUCUUCCCAUGUUGUUUCCGAUAUGUCAAUUUUCAUGAGAGGAGUUUUGAAGAAGAAACGCCAUGAGGAUCUCAAGGAGCUCUUGGAGAGCAAUAAGGACCCCAGCAAAUUGGAGGCCAUGAAAACUAUCAUAGGGAUGAUCGCCAAAGGCAAAGACGCAGGAGAAUUGUUUCCGCAAGUGGUCAAAAAUGUAGUCUCCAAAAACGUAGAAGUGAAGAAACUAGUCUACGUGUAUCUAGAGCGAUACGCAGAGGAGCAGCAAGAUCUAGCCCUUCUUUCCGUCGCCACAUUCCAGAAGGCUCUCAAGGACCCCAAUCAGUUGAUCAGGGCAUGUGCUCUGAGAGUGUUGAGCAGUAUCAGAGUGUCUGUUAUUACACCAAUUAUGUUGCUGGCUAUCAAGGAUGCAUGUGCGGAUAUGUCUCCAUUUGUGCGGAAGAGUGCGGCCAACGCCAUUCCUAAAUUAUACAGCCUGGACGUGGAUACGAAAGAAGAAUUGAUCUUGGCGAUUGAGAAGCUGUUAGCUGACAAGACUACUCUAGUGGCAGGCAGUGCCAUCUAUGCAUUCGAACAACUCUGUCCGGACAGAGUGGACUUGGUGCACAAGCACUACAGACGACUCUGCUCUCUCCUGGUGGACGUGGACGAGUGGGGACAGGUGGUGGUUGCCAACAUGCUCAUUAGAUACGCAAAGACCCAGUUCUUGGAUCCGAACGAGGGCGAUGUCUAUAUGGACGAAGAGGCGCCCAAGCAGACAUCCGAUGACCCGAGCAAGUUCUUCGCCGACUCCUCGGAAGAGGAAAGCGAAGACGAGAAGAACUCGGUGGCGUCCAGCGAGAAAGCUGCAAGGAACGUCAUGGACCAAGACCACCGACUGCUGCUGCGAAAUGCGAAGCCACUGCUGCAGAGCAGAAACAGUGCAGUGGUGAUGACUGUGUGUCAGAUGUACUACUAUUUGGCCCCUAGAUCAGAGAUGAACUGCAUCGUCAAACCCAUGAUUAGACUUCUCAAGUCUCACAGGGAAAUUCAGGCUGUAGUUUUGAACUGGCUAGUGACCUUCUCCAAAAAGUACAAAGCCAUAGUGGAGCCAUACUUGAAGAGCUUCUACAUCAGGGCAAGUGACCCCACACACGUGAAGCUGUUGAAGCUGGAGAUACUGACCAACCUGGCCAGCGAGACCUCAAUUAGCAUCAUUCUCAAAGAGUUCCAGGCCUAUGUUCACAGCAGUGAUCCUAAAUUCGUGGGCGCAACCAUUUACGCCAUUGGGAGAUGUGCCACCACAAUCAGCGAAGUGUCAGACCAGUGUCUUCAUGGCCUCAUGGGCUUGAUGGCCAGCAAAAACGAAAUAGUCGUGGCUGAAAGUGUCGUCGUCACCAAAAAGUUACUCCAACAGAAACCGGAGGAGAACUUAGCUGUGAUUGUGCACAUGGCAAAGAUGAUAGACAAGAUCACCAUACCCCAGGCACGUGCCAGCAUUCUCUGGAUGAUCGGAGAGAACUGUGACAAGGUGCAGAAGUAUGCACCCGACGUCCUCAGGAAGUUCGCAAAGUCAUUUCCCAAUGAGGAAGACAUAGUUAAGUUGCAAGUGGUGAAUUUGGCGGCUAAGAUGCUAGUGACGAAUUCGAAGCAGGUCAAACUUCUAGUGCAGUAUGUGCUCACUCUGGCGAGAUUUGACGAGAACUACGACAUCAGAGACAGGUCCAGACUCAUCAGGGCUCUGGUGCUGCCCACGAAUGGAAAGAACAACCUUAAUAAACACGCCAAGAAGAUACUGUUCUGCGAGAAGCCAGCACCUGUGCUCUGCUCCAACUUCCAGUCUCGGAACGAGUUCAGAAUGAACACCUUGUCACACUAUCUGAACCAGCGGUGUGAAGGCUACGAGGAGCUUCCGGAUUGGCCGACAGAGAAACCAGAUGCUUCGGUUAGGAAUGUGGAACUACCCCCGGAACCAACGCCGACACCCUCGUUCUACGAGCGAGAGCCAGACACGAAGUCGUCUAAAACUGACAAGGGUGGCAAGACGAAGAAAAAGCCAAAGAGUUUCUACUCGGAUGAUGAUGACGAGUCUGAAGAUGGAAAAGAGAGUGAAGAAGAAGAGGAAUCAGAGGAAGAAGACGAGUCAUCUGAAGAAGAAGAAGAAGAAGAGGAUGAAGACGACAGCGGAAGUGGAAGUGGAAGUGAGGAAGAAGACGCGAAGAGUACGAAGCCCGUAAAAGGAAAGUCCUCCUCUCUGGCCUCGAAGGAAAAAGGAAACGUGAAGACCAAAGUGGAAAAGAAGAAGAAAGACGAAAGCGAAGAGGAGGAAGACGGGGAUGAUGAGGAAUCGGACGAGGACGACGAUGAUGAGUCUGAGGAGGAGUAUUCGGGACGCAAAUCGGACGAUGACAGCGAGGACGAGAAGUCACCGAAGGUGAAAAACGAUAAAGUCAAAGCGAAAGAGGCAUCGAAAAACAAAAAGGUAGAGGACGAUUCGGAUGAAAAUGAAGAUGCAAGUGACGAAGACGAAGAGAGUUCAGAUGAAGAUGACUCCAAAGCAGUUCAAAGCAAAAAAUCAGUUCCGAAAGGAAAGCAAAAUGGAGGUCCAGCAAGCAAAGCUAGCACGCCCUCUCUAAUUAGUUCCAACCGCAGUUCUCCUUCAAAAGCAGCCAAACCAAAGAAAACAGUGUCAGUAUCGAAGUCAGACUCCGAGUCAGCAGAGAACUCUGAAGAUUCGCAAAAAGACUCGAGGAAAGCUACCAAGAAACAGAAUAAGAAAGAAGAUCCGAAAUCAUCCAAAGGAAAGAACAAAUCUGCUAAGAAAAAGGAGGAUGUUGAAAUAUCUGAAGAAGUGUCGAGUGUUGUGGAAGAAGCAACUUUGCUCACUUUCGACGAUGAGCCGUCCUCCUCACUGCCUUCAGGUGAUGCGUCAAAAGCGUCUUCGCAGCCAAUGAGAGGCAAACCAAUGCUGCCGACUAUGAUCUCACAGACUUCAGAAGACCGCGGAAUGGGCAAUGUUCCCGGAACUCCGACAUCUGUUGCUGGAUCGGCAUCGGGCUCGGGUCCAGAGGGUUUGGAAGUGCUUGUCUCCUCCCCCUCCGCCCUGCACGUGACACAUAAGGAGGUGGAGUUGCUGAACAGACUGUUGGGGCGGGGACUGUCAGUGAAGGCCAGGUUCACCCGCAAGCCAUUCAUAUACAACGAGCACAAGGUGUCCGUGGAACUGAUCUUCGCCAACACAGCCACUGACAACACUCACUUUUCAAACAUUUCUAUCACCGAAAAGAAGUUGCCAGCUGGCAUGUCUUUGGAUGAGUUCCCCAAAAUAGGACAGCUUCCUCCCGGUCAACAACAGAAUGCCUACAUCGGAAUAGACUUCUGUGACUCACUCCAGCCGGCCCACUUCACCAUUGCAUGUACAGUGAAUGACAGUGAGACCAAACAGUUCCCAGUCCAACUGAGCUGCACAGUUGGAGAUCUGUUGAGGCCAUGCACUUGUUCACACCACACUUUCUCCGCCAUACAAAGCAGACUGACGGGCAUGAAUGAACACGAGUGCAAAUUGGACACACUAACUGCAAACUUAGACGAGAGUGAACUCCUCAAGAGAGUGUAUGCCGUCUGCAAUGUCGGCUUAGUGCCCUGUAGUGUUCAAAGUGGACCACGUCUGUUGUACUCGUUCUCUGGAGUGACAACUUCAACCGGCACUCCAGUUCUGGUCAGUGUGGACUUGGAGAAGAAAAAACUGACUGUGAAUUGUGAGAAGAUGGUUGUGGGAUCGAAGCUCAUGAAAGAACUGAAUCAGAGUCUGGCUCAGUAGUUUUUUAUGGGCAAGUCUCUCACUCGUGCCCCUCUAUAUCAUAGUGAUCAAAUGUGAUUUUGAAAAUGUAUAUUAGUUCCUACCACUCAGCUUUUGGCAGAUAAUCGACAUCUUUCAAACUCCUUCCCUCUCCUAAAGUGCUGUGUUUUUGGUUCUCCAGGGCAAAUAAUUGAUAAAUUUACAGAUAAGAUUAUUGGUACAAAUCAAGUAUGCGUAAACUACCUUUAACUAUAUAGUAGUCACACUUGAUAAUAAGAUAUCUGGGAUCACGGUUGAAAGAGUAGCCCAAAUAUAUUUAUCAAUACGUUUAUUUAAGUCCCAUUUCUGACUCAAUUGUAAUCGAAGUGUGAUUUUGGAAACGUUUUACAAGCAAGUCUGCUGCUAUUCGCGAAUAAUAAAUAGCUUCUCCGUGCUGUAUGAAUGGUUCUAGAGGGUAGGUAAUAGAAAAGUAGACUGACAGAUUAUGGCUUCAUAUGCAUUAAAACGAAAAACAUGGGUUUGAUUUUGUUCCAAGUGGUCAAAAAUAAGUUGCAUUAAUUUUGAAAUCAUUUCUUGUGAGUUUUAGUGUUGUCGAUAAACAGUGCAUUAAUUCCUAAUCCGCAUAUGUUGAAAUACCAAUAAAACAGCUUUAGUCAAACAUUCAAAAAACUAUUAAUGAAGUAAACUGUAUUUACCUUUGCAUUAUGAGUAUAUCUGUAUAUUUCGGUAGAUCAAGUCUGUCAUAACGAUUAUGUCAGAAACAGUCUAAUUUAAAGUGUAUCUAUAUCUAUUGAAUUCGAAUUUAGAUCAAA